AUGAGCCUCUCCUCGGACGCCCUGUACCGCCUGCAGCGGGCACGCUUCAGCUGGGCCAGCGCGGCGGCCGGCUGGGCUGAGCAGCGCGCCGUCGGCUCGUCCGCAGUAUCCCGAGUGUGCUCGACUCGCGGCGCCGCCCUGGAGCGCGUCGAGCGCCCGUGGGAGACGGAGGGAGCUCCCGAUGACGACGGUUACCCCACGUCUCUAGCCGAGCCGUGCCGUCGGCUGGCGGCCGCCGCCGACAGCCUGCACGAGCAGCUGGAGCGGCUACAGGCCGCCACUGACACCCUGACCGCCCUCGGGCGACUGGAGGAGGCGAGGGCCGGUCGGGGCGACUCCACCGCCGGCGCCGCCCCCGCCGUCACCACCUGGGACGCGUCCCGCUGUGCGGCGGCCGCCUCCCGUCUUCUACCGCUCUACACCAAGGAAACGGAGGUGAAACGAACUGUCGCCUCGUGGCUGGCGCACGCCGACUCUGCGGCCGCGCUGACGGCGCUGCGGGCCGCCUGGAUGCACCACAACGAAGUGCUGGCUACGGUCAUCGCCGAAGUAGAGUUUAUGCUGAAUAGCAGACCACUCACCUACGUCAGCACCGAUAUCGGCGACCCUUUAGCACUGACUCCGAACCAUCUCCUCCUCGGCCGCGACGACCCCUGUCUGCCUCCCAGCCUGUUCUCUGAUGAGAGUUCCAACCUCAGACGGCGCUGGAAGCAAGCGCAGCAGAUAGCUGAACACUUCUGGAGGAGGUGGUCAAAGGAGUACCUUCCCACACUGAUGAGACGUGAGAAGUGGAUCCGAGACACGCCCCCGUUCGCAGUCGGAGAUGUGGUCCUCAUCGCUGAGGACUACGCUCCUCGGGGGCGCUGGCCGAUCGCCCGUGUCAGCCAGCUGUUUCCGGGACCUGACGGCCGCGUGCGCUCGGUUGAGCUGAAGACAGGAUCCGGGACCUGUGUGCGCCCCGUGGUCAAGCUCUGCCGUCUCGAAGAAGCAUGCUGA
Molecule: messenger RNA, 996 nt
Organism: Amphibalanus amphitrite
Lineage: Eukaryota; Metazoa; Arthropoda; Thecostraca; Balanomorpha; Balanidae
Product: cyclin-dependent kinase 2-interacting protein-like
Exons: 2
Coding region: 1-996 (331 amino acids)
Source: RefSeq, a predicted model, not a curated record